Messenger RNA from Cyprinus carpio (common carp), 2865 nucleotides. RefSeq lists its product as uncharacterized. The transcript is spliced from 11 exons. Bases 779 to 2716 code for a protein of 645 amino acids. Lineage: Eukaryota; Metazoa; Chordata; Actinopteri; Cypriniformes; Cyprinidae. The record is from RefSeq and is a predicted model, not a curated record.
CUCUCUGUGAAAAUAGGUUCAUUCAUUAUUUUCUUUGUUCUUCUAUCUACAUGUCACCACCAUUUCUGGUCGUUAGAAUGAAAUUUAAAGUAGCCCUUGAAUUUCAUUUAGCUUUUGUAACAUUUUGAAUAAAUAAAUGAAUAAAAGCCCAAGAUACAGUUAAUUUAAUCUAUGUUUGGGAUGCUCUUUAAUUUAUGUAAUGUAUUAUUAAUAUAUGUUAUUAUAAGUAUAUAAUUAUUAUUGUUGUUAGUAGUAGUAUUAUUAUUAUUAAUCCUUAUUUGAUUUUUAUGUCGUUUGUGUAAAGAACUAGUAAGUCUUCAGAACCAACUAUAACUUCUAAAUUCAAUUUUAAAAAGUGAUGGUGGAGAUUUUCGGUAUUGCUUUGCGAAAUGUUUCACUGGUUUGAAUCACUGUGACAUCCUCUGUUCAAAACUGUGUAAAUGCAAAAAGAACGACAAACAACUAAAAAUCGAUUGUAAAUAAAGUCACUAAAGGGGAUCUAUUCUGCAAGAUGCACCUUUGCAUGGCGUUUGGACAUAAAUGUGUGUUGGCAGUGUGUGUACACAACCACCUAUAAUGAUAAAAAUCCACCCACUGCUUUUUUUAAUCCCCAUAGGUAAUAAGCAGUGUCUCCCAACGACCUGUUUUCAGCAUUGCUGCUAAUGUGACGUCACAUUAGCCACAGAUCCCGCCCACGAAAGUUGACAGACACUGCCGUUUAUACAUAGAACCGUCCUGAGCGAGUUGUGCACAGUCCGCCAGUGCUGCACCGACGAGAAUGCCUCCCAAGCGCUUUAGGUGUUCUGUAGCUGGAUGUAUGAAUCCACAUAGCUCUCUCCAUUUACUCCCGAAAUCUGAGCCGCUGAAGACGAGGUGGAUUAAUUUUGUUUUCAAAGAAAAUGCUCCCUCAACUCUACCGAAAUUCAUUUAUGUCUGUGCGAAUCAUUUUACGGACUGCUUUGUGAACGAGGGUCAGUAUAAAGCAGGUUUUGCACAAAAGUUGCUCCUGAAGGACGGAGCAGUGCCAACUGUUCGUGAUCCAGCUACACCUCCAGAAGACGCCAGCACAUCAGAACAGAGCAGCCAAACAAGGGAUAUUGCUUGCCAGACAGACGAAAAACCGCUGACCAAGUCUGUUGGUACUCAGUUAUCAGUGAAGACGCUUCAUGCUCACUACAGGAGAACAGGUGUCCAGUCGACAGAUAAUUUUUUGGACAUUGACAGUUCGUUUUCACCAGCAGCUGGUGUAACAUUUAUGUCCUCUGCACAUAUAAAGAGGCCACCAAAGAGACCUCGUGUGGAACUGGAGGAAGAGGAUGACGAAAAAACCCUAAUGGACACAUCAUCUAUAGUAGCACCUGAAGAACAAGAUUCUACAUUUGAUCCUGCAGAGACGGACACAACUUUAACGGAGACAGCAGACAUGUCUGCUCAAGCAUCUUGUCCCAUUCAUAAAAUCAGAAAAUACAUAGUGUACGAAAAUUGCAUUAUGGAGCUGUUUGAGGUGUGCCCAGUUUGCAAGCAGAGCUGUUCUGUGCGUUCUCAAAGGAUCGGAACUUUUGUACGAGUUGAACAACUCUGCCACAACUGUAAAUAUUCACGGAAAUGGAGCAGCCAGCCAGUACAAGGCAGCACACCAGCCGGGAACCUCCAUAUUUCUGCUGCAGUCUAUCUUUGCGGGGCUUCAUUCUACAAACUAGAAAAAAUAUGUACUAUUAUGAAUCUGCAGCUUUUUAAGUAUGAUACCUUUCGGCGCCAGUCCCGAUUGUACGUUGAGCCAGCUAUAGUGUACAAGUGGAUGCAUUGGCAGAAUGAGACGCUACAUCGCCUGAGCGAAAGGGAAAGGGUCAUCGUUGGAGGUGAUAUGAGGGCUGACUCACCAGGUCACUCUGUAAAGUUUGGAAGCUAUACCUUGAUGGACCUUCAGACCAACACCGUUGUGGACAUACAACUGGUUCAGAGUAACGAAGUGGGAGGACGCUACCAUAUGGAAAAAGAAGGAUUACAGAGGAGCCUUGCCCUGUUGGAAGCUCGUGGUGUUACUCUUGAGUGUAUCGUAACUGACCGCCACCCACAAAUACAAAAAUUCCUCCGAGAACGUAACAUCAACCAGUUCUAUGAUGUGUGGCGCAUCGAAAAAGGGAUUGGGAGGCAACUUGAAAACAUUUGCAAGUUGAAAGACUGUGAAAAAUUAAGGGAAUGGCUGAGAAGCAUUAAAAACCACAUUUACUGGACUGCAGCAUCUUCAAUCACUGGACCAGAAAGAGUGGCUAAAUGGAGCUCGAUUCUGAACCAUGUCAGGGACAUACACACACAUGAGGAUCCAAACUUUCCUGCUUGUCUACAUCCUCAAAAGAGAAGCAGAGACGGAAACAAGUGGCUUGUUGCCGGGACUCAGGCAUUCUACAAGCUGGAGAAAGUCAUGACAAACAAGCGGAUUUUGAAGGACGUCACCAAACUGAGUCCGCAUCACCAGACUUCACCUUUUGAUUCGUUUCAUAGCGUCAUUCUACGCUUUGCCCCAAAAAAUGUGGUGUUCCCAUUCCUUGGAAUGUUGUGCAGAUUAUACCUGGCUGCAUUGCAUUAUAAUGAAAAUGUUGGCCGUGCACAAGCAACAUCAUCAACAGGACGUCCACUAUUCAAAGUGAACUUUCCAAAGGCCAGGAAAGGACAAUGCACAGUCAAACAAGGUACUUGGAUGACCUGCAGGACCUAAUAUUUGAGCAUGUUUUUGUGGACCCUGCUUCAUACAUGGAUGAGGUACUGAAGAUAGCCAUACCACCAGACCUGUGUGUAGAGUAUGAGUGGCCAGACAAGGAGGAGGUCAUCUCCACCAUGGUGUCCAGAUUUAAUCAACAGCUGGUC